Gopherus evgoodei (Goodes thornscrub tortoise) is the source of this 961-nucleotide messenger RNA. RefSeq names its product cytochrome c oxidase assembly protein COX19. Gene Ontology annotation, biological process: mitochondrial respiratory chain complex IV assembly. NCBI's taxonomy places the organism in Eukaryota, Metazoa, Chordata, Testudines, Testudinidae. The coding region runs from base 167 to 448 and encodes 93 amino acids. The transcript has 3 exons. Gene Ontology annotation, cellular component: mitochondrial intermembrane space. The record is from RefSeq and is a predicted model, not a curated record.
CCCUGGGGGCAGGAGUCCCUGCGGGGGCGGGGCCAGAGCGGGUGGCUGGGCGGACUCCCGCUCGAUUCGUUCGGUACUCGCUGGCUCCGGCCUGACUCGGCGCUCGGCUACUCCUCCUGGGCCAGCGGCCGAUUCAGGUAGAGAGCCCGGCACCAGCACUGGCACCAUGUCCACGGCCAUGAACUUCGGGAGCAAGAGCUUCACGCCGCGGCCGCCGGACAAGGGCGCCUUCCCCCUGGAUCACUUCGGUGAAUGUAAAGUAUUUAAAGAGAAAUUCAUGAAGUGUCUGAGAGAGAACAGCUUUGAGAAUGCUUCGUGCAGACUGGAGUCAAAGGAAUAUUUAGAAUGCAGAAUGGAGAGGCAACUUAUGGCUAAGGAGCCAUUGGAAAAAUUGGGAUUCAAAGAUCUAACAGAUGAGAAAUCAGAAGCAAAGCAUAAAAAAUUAUAAUGAAGAAAAGACAACUCUACCUAUGUAUGGAAAUCAUGAUGCUAUUGUAGUACAUAUUGUACAUUCUUUUUAUAUCUUAAUAUAUUCUCUCAAGGGUUGGGGGAAACCAAAGCUUUUUAUUCUAAAGUAAGAGCUCUGAAAGAAUAAAAGUGCUUUCCUUAGAAAAUACCAUUAUGUUAACUAUUUCACAAGAAAAACAGUAUUUAGUUAAUUUCUUAGCAUAGGCUUGCAGAGCAAUAAGAAAAAUUUGCAUCAGAGAAAACAAAUGCCAUUUAUCAACAUGUUCUUAUUCUGUUAGAUAAAUAACUCUUUGAAAUAACGAAGAUCCUCCAAUGGGUCUAAAAGGUAAAAUCUCUUGUUUGGACAAAUUGUAUUAUAAGAUGAAAAAGCUGGUUUUACUAGUAGGAGACUCGGGCCUGCUUUCUCUUCUCUAUUAAUUACAAGUGUUGUUCUCUUCCGUACCUGUGUAACUGGACAUCAAAACAUUAUAAUAAACUUAAUUUUAUUAUUGGA